AUGAACCCAAUUCUCAAAACUCCGCAAGAUUCGAGGUCCAGGGAGCACUAUGAGUCGAAUAGCGACUCUGCAAGUAGUCGGAGUCCCUCAUUCAUUGAUGAGGCGAUGGACAGUCUGCGACUAGAGGAAAAGCUCUCCUCCAAGGCAAUCCUGAACCGCUUUUUUUCAGCAGGCUCAGUCAUUCCGACAUCCUCCUCGAAUGCCAAUAGGAAUCAACAAGCUUUCGGCACCAGAUCCGGAUACACUCAAAUUGGAUCGGGAACAUGUGCUGAUGUUUUCGAAGUCCCAGGAGCAGUUCACGUCUUCAAGGCUGCAAAGCAUCCAGGUAAAGAGACAGAUACGCUCUGGAACGAUUAUCGGCAGCAUACCUUGAUUCAAGAAGUAUUCGACACCUAUGGUCGAAGUACCUGGACAGUUCGAGUCCCUCGAUGCUUCUGGUUUGUCGGUCAGGACGAUGAGAGAUGGUGGGAGGAGAACGUCAAUCGCUUCCCAAAACAGCCAGAUCAAUGGACCAAUAUCCUGUGCUCUGAGCGCAUCCUGCCAAUUCCUCGACCUUUACGUCAUGCACUGAUCGAAGAAUACUGCCCCAAGUCUGGUUUCGAGGCUGCAAAAGAGCUGAAAUCUAACAAGCAUUGCCUGGUAAGGCUUUACCUGGGAAAGAGACGGACUAGAGUGAACACGUUGUUCUUCAAUUUGAGGAACUUCAACCUGAAUCUCGACCAGAUGGAAGAUCUGAACUUGGACGUCAGAUAUUUUGCUGUAGCCAUUGCUGAAGCCAUGGCAGUCAUGCACUGGAUCUGCUGGCUCGACGCCAAUGACGUCGAGUUUGUCCUGGGUUCUUCACCCGAUGGCAGCGCCGACGCGAACCAGAUUGUAGCCAAGCCUCUGACCAACAAAGACUUGGAAAAGAUGGCCCCUAAUACCUCUACUUGGGAUGCUCACCUCCAGGACUUCAAAACUCGCCAGAUCCAUAUCUGGAUGCUGGACUUCAACCGCUGCAGGAGUUUCCGGCCAGACGACCUCGGUCCCCUGGUGCACUCCUUCUUCAUCAACGAUCCAUAUUUCCCUCGUCCUUAUGGUCCCGACUCCAAGGAUUAUGGUCUCUGGGCUCUCUUCCGGGACACAUACGUAGAGAGGGGAAUCAAGGGUCUCAAAUGCACUGGAAAAGACGAGUUUGCUGCGCUUCCUGCGCGAACGAUGGAGCUCAUUGAGACGGAACAGAAGAGAAGGGACAUGGCAAAAGGGGCUUCUUGA
Molecule: messenger RNA, 1254 nt
Organism: Boeremia exigua
Lineage: Eukaryota; Fungi; Ascomycota; Dothideomycetes; Pleosporales; Didymellaceae
Exons: 1
Coding region: 1-1254 (417 amino acids)
Source: RefSeq, a predicted model, not a curated record